AUGAUUUUUGGAAAGAAAAGUUCGAUAGGAAACGUAUUUUAUGACGUUCAAUGCGUGGAGCAAGAAAAGAAGAAGAGUCGAUCCAUACUCCGUCAACUUUCACAACUUUCUAGAAGAUCUAUAGACAGUUUGUCAUCUACACUCUCAUCUCCGAGAACUCCCAGCCCCAGAGCCACUUUUUCCGACUACCCAAAUCCAUGUGAACUCAUCCUCCUCUCCGCCCUCCAAGCUCACGUCAUUUCUGGAGAUGACAUGAGAAACUGUGCAACUGAAAUUCAAUCCCUCACUCUCAGUGAAAAGCAAAAACUUGUGAAUUUCUUCAAAUCUGACGGAGAUGCAGCUGGAAUUCUGGAGAAUAACGCCUUCAAGGCAUUCAACUGCUCCAAUCUUUCAUCUGAUCUUUUGAAAGAAGAUGGUGCAGAACUGUUAGAACAACUCUGGCUGAAACUUAACAAUUUGGUCAUCCCAUCACUCCAAUCAAUGUGUUUCCCAUUGAGCGAAAUCGACGCCUCAUUUGAUGUUCAGACUCUCAUAUUGACUUCCUUCCGUGACAGAGUUCUUGCAAAGCUGUUGCAAGAUGUUGACCAAGAAAUUCCACAACUGAAAUCGAUACUUCUGACGAUAAUGGUGGAGACCGAAGAGAUUCCAGCUUCACUGAGAACGAAAAUCGACAUCUGUUUGGGAAAGAAUCCAAGCUCAUCUAAUAAUAACAAGCCUCGCUACCAGAAGAAAACUCGCUCCAAAACAGACUCUUGCCUCUCAAGUAAACGAAAAUCCGUAUCCUGGAUGGACGAUAUGCAGGAUCCAAACUCGAGAAAAUCGUCCACUUUCUGUGCAUAG
Messenger RNA from Caenorhabditis remanei, 840 nucleotides. RefSeq lists its product as uncharacterized. Bases 1 to 840 code for a protein of 279 amino acids. The transcript has 5 exons. NCBI's taxonomy places the organism in Eukaryota, Metazoa, Nematoda, Chromadorea, Rhabditida, Rhabditidae. The record is from RefSeq and is a predicted model, not a curated record.